AUGGAUGACGCUAAAAUUGAUACAUACGAAAAAAUUGAAAAUGAAAAAAGUGCACUAAAUGGGGACGAUGUACAUGAAGGUAAUAAGGGUGACUACGAAACAUUAGAUGAAGUUAAACAACAUAACGAAAUUAAAAGUGAAACACAUGUGGACAAUGAGGAAAAGGUUCAUACUGAAAGAGAUAGCAGUGUAACCCAAGAAGACAUAAUUAUUGAGCAAAAUGUAAAAAAUCAAGAUAUUAUUGAGAAAGAAGAAGGUGAGGUUGAGGGUAAGGAAGUAAAAGAUUUAAAAGAAGAUCAGGAAGCUGUACAAGAAGAAGAGGAAGCAUAUGUCGAAGAACCACCACCAGACCCUGCUGCACCUUUAAAUCUUAAAGAUUCAACAGAAGCCCUCAAGCCAAGUUUUGAACUGAGACCUGAUCAGUUAUCUGAGGUUGAACAGCUGUGGGAAUUGUUUCAAGAUUACAAUCCAGCUUAUACCGAUUUGGAUAACUUCAUCACCGAAAAGGAAUUAGUAUAUAUGCUAAAAUCUCUUCUUCUAAUGACGUACACCCCUGAACAAUUACAAGAAUUAAUAGAUUACUGUGUAAGACCUCCUCAUCCCGAAGGCCACAUUAAUUAUGAACAAUUCUUGAAAAUAGUAAUAAUUAGACAAAGAGACUUACCUAUAGAAGAAGAAUUACGAUCAGCUUUGCAAGCACUAGAUCCUGCUAAAAGCGGUGUUAUAGACAGGGAGUUUAUGAAAGAUGUCCUUUCUAAGCAAGGUAAUAAAUUGUCUCCGAAACAUUUAGAUAAUCUUAUAAAAGAAGUAGACAUAAGUAAUGACGGUACUAUUGGCAUUGAAGAUGUAGUUGGAACUAUGUGCAUUGAUUUAAACAAAGACGAUAUUUUGAUGCUAAGGGCAGCAUUAAACCCUGAAUCUCAAGAGAAAAAAGAGGAAGAGUUU
Iphiclides podalirius (scarce swallowtail) is the source of this 945-nucleotide messenger RNA. The record is from the annotation of a GenBank genome assembly. Lineage: Eukaryota; Metazoa; Arthropoda; Insecta; Lepidoptera; Papilionidae.